Molecule: messenger RNA, 1539 nt
Organism: Astyanax mexicanus (Mexican tetra)
Lineage: Eukaryota; Metazoa; Chordata; Actinopteri; Characiformes; Acestrorhamphidae
Gene: sfrp2l
Product: secreted frizzled-related protein 2 like
Exons: 4
Coding region: 315-1253 (312 amino acids)
Biological process (GO): canonical Wnt signaling pathway; non-canonical Wnt signaling pathway; negative regulation of canonical Wnt signaling pathway
Molecular function (GO): Wnt-protein binding
Source: RefSeq, a predicted model, not a curated record
UAUACUUAUACCCUCAGAGCGAUGCCUCCUUAACAGCAUGAGGAGGAACUGCUGAAGAUCCCAGACCCAAAUGGAGAUACUCCCUCAAAGGAAGAACCUCAGUGUUCUCUUCUAGGCUGCUCUGGAUUAAUGUAGUUACAAAUAUUACACAUUUACACAAAUAACUUGAGCUCCCCCGAGUUCCCCACUUUGGCUGCCAUUUGAUUCCAAGUUCCUAGUGGUAAACUCAUAAACUUUACGAGCUGACCAAGAUCCAAGAUCAGCAGAAGUUUCCACAGAGUACUCCACAACACAAUGUGCCCCGGCUGGCCAGGAUGGCUAAUCCUUCACUUGCUCUCUUCACACUGGUGCUAACUUUUAGAGUCCUGGUUUCAAACGCAGAAGAUGAUGUCAGGAUUGAUGAUGUUGCAGCGGAUGUUGUUUCUGACUUUGUAACAUCGGCCGAAUUUGGCACCACACGCACGGUAUGCAAACCUCUGCCGAGCACCAUGGGCUUGUGCCACGGCAUCGGGUACGAGUCCAUGAGGCUGCCCAACCUCCUGGGUCACGACACCGUCAAGGAGGCGCAGCAGCAGGCAGGAGCAUGGGUACCACUGCUGACCAAGCGCUGCCACAGCGACACCAGGAAGUUCCUAUGUUCCCUCUUCGCACCCGCAUGCUUGGUGGAGCUCACGGUGGCGGUGCCACCAUGCCGAAGCCUCUGCGUGGCUGUGCGGGACGGCUGCCUGCCCGUGAUGAGCGCCUUUGGGUUCCCGUGGCCAGAAGCCUUUAACUGCAGCCGCUUUCCUCACAAAGAGGAGCUGUGCAUCCCUGGAGCUGAGGAUGCUGGACAUGUGGUCACUUCAGAAACGGACAAAGGUACUGUACUGUGUGAUGCAUGCAGCCUGGCUUCAGAAGCAGAAAGUGAGAUCCAGAAGAACUUCUGCAGUAGUCAGUUUGCAUUCAAGCUUCAGAUUGGCUCCUCUUCUCUGGAGGGGUCGGACCUGCGCGUGGUGCCUCAGGGGCGGAGUCGUGUCCUGAGGUGGGAGGGCAGUGAGCAGGAGCAACAGGCUGCGAUGGAGCAGAGCGCCCUCUGGCUGCCAGAAGCUGCAAACUGUUCCUGUCAGGCCCUGGAAGGGAAACCUGUGGGGUCCAUGCUGGCUCUGGGGAACAUGUAUAAGGGGCGUAUGGUUCUGGCCAGGCUGGUGAAGUGGUCUCGCGGUGAGAAAGAGCUGAAAAAGUUUAUUAGAAAAUUGACCAGACAAUCAUGCUAAUGAUUAAACUGUAUAACUGUAUAAUGCUACAGCUAAAACCACCUUUAUUGACUAAGUGGAAGAUUUUUAUUGUCCAGGCUGUUAUAAGCUGUGGGUUCAGAUUAAAGUUGCUAAAUGCUACGUUUAUUAGAAGGGGUGUCCACAAACAUGUGGACAUAUGGUGUAAAUCAUACAUUGAUUAUUUUUAAUUCAUUUUUUUUAAAGAUAUGUUCACAUUUUAUUUUUUUUAUUUUUUUUACCUGCUACAGACAUGUAUUUGUUUUAUUCAAUAAAAUGCUUUUGUAUA